Messenger RNA from Lampris incognitus (smalleye Pacific opah), 3710 nucleotides. RefSeq names its product proline-rich nuclear receptor coactivator 2 (gene pnrc2). The transcript is spliced from 3 exons. The coding region runs from base 456 to 932 and encodes 158 amino acids. Gene Ontology annotation, cellular component: nucleus; P-body. NCBI's taxonomy places the organism in Eukaryota, Metazoa, Chordata, Actinopteri, Lampriformes, Lampridae. Gene Ontology annotation, biological process: nuclear-transcribed mRNA catabolic process, nonsense-mediated decay. The record is from RefSeq and is a predicted model, not a curated record.
GAGACGGAGAGAGAAAGGAGGAGGAGGAGGAGCAGCAGGAGGAGACGUUCCGAAUAAGAACACAAAUAAACGUGCGUAAUUCCCCUUGAAACGGGUCGGCAGGACGUGUGGCCGGCCGUGACUCGUACGCCGUUCCCCCGAGCGCGGUCCAGAGGCGAUCUUUCACCGGUCGGACGUGAAGGGGCUCUCGACACCCGAGCCUGAAGAAGUCGGUUUUCCGGCUUCUUGGAGCACCAGGCGCCGAGGUGAAUUGAUGUUCAGCUCGGCUCCGCCAGAAAAACACUCUUAUUGGCACAUGAAAACUCCAGAUCUUGCUGGACGUAAAAGUGCAGUGAGAAGUAGAGAGGGAACUACUUCGAGGACCUGGAGCCAGAGGAAAAGGGAGAAAAUAAGGAGAGAUCUCAGCUCAGUCAACUAUCUGACAACAAAGAGGUGACACGUAUUCUAGGAGCAGCAUGGGAGGUGGAGAGAGGUACAACAUUCCAGUUUCCCACCCUGAGCGCCCUGUGCCCAAGAAGAACCAUCAACUUGGACGGGCCAAGCAGAGGGGCCGAGAUCAAAACGGGUCAACAGCAGCGUCUGCCGGAGUGGCGGGAGGCCUUCACCACCACGGCCACCGCAGGAAUGACAAGGGCGCAGCCUACCGCUGGUCUCCAGAGGCGCGGCAGGCCGCGUCUGCUGAGAAAAAGAAUACUUCUGUCCGUUUUGCCACCAACUACGACCAGAAUUGGGAGGGUGCUGUGUCCCACCUAGACACUCUCUUGGCUACCCAGGGUAGUCCAAGCUAUGCGGGGCCUAAGUUCAGCGAGCCACCCUCGCCAAGCGUGUUGCCCAAGCCCCCGAGCCACUGGGUGUCCUUUCCCAUAGGUUCCUGUGACAACAGGGAGAUGAUGGCCUUCCAGCUCAAGAGCCUCCUCAAGGUGCAGGCCUGAGAUGGACUCUCACUCUUAACCUUUUGAAAAAAGCCAAUGCGUUAUCUAAGGCUCCUCUGAGGGUACCCGCCCACCUGGAACGUAUCAAUGCUGUAAUAUUUUUAGUUGUUUUAGAUUGACCUCCUUGAAGGGGUAAAGGAUGCUUGCAGUUUCCCUGCUAGCAUGUAUUUACCCAGCACCCACUUAUUGUAAUGAAUUCAAUAUUUCUGCAUUGCAGCCUUGCUGGUGGGUUGAGGUGCCCUUAUUGGUGCCAGUUUCUGUCUUCUAACAAUGAACUGGAUAUCCUUUGUACUUUCGUGCUCUGUUAUUUUGUUUUUUUCCUUUUUAUGUUGGCUGUUCGUAGCAGGUUGAGUCGGCUUUUCAUCACAACAAAUUAUAUGGUUAGGUUAUUACAGAGCUCAUUGUCCCCAUCUGUACAUUUCUGUGGACAGGUAGGCUUUCUUAUUGUCCUUAAGUAACGGUAAUCAUUUAGGAUUCACAUCUACAGCCUCUGGUGCUAAAGCGCAUACAGAUUUGUAGCAUUUUUAGUUUCACUAGACACCCACCUCAUUUAUUUUUCUUUUAAGGAUGUUGAAGCUACUUAACUAAUUCUGCAGGGAAAUCAGAGCUGUCUUUCAGGCGAUCAGCUGUAGUGAGUAAAAGUGAAACAUGUAACCUCUUAACUGAAGGGUAGAAUGACCAUGGCACACAAACCUUGGACUUCCAACUCCUGUAUUUUUUUUUCUAUAGCGCUGUGCGCAUUGCACUAUAGGAGUUGGCCUUGCCUAAGGACCGCAGCUCCCGAUCAUAGCAUUAUUUUGUGAAUAGGUCAAUUUUGUGUUGUAGUUGAAAGAAAGAUGUAUGUCUGUGCUGACCAAAGCAAUGUUAUAGGCUUGUUUGUUUUUUCUCCUCGCCAUCUCUGCCUGACCGACGUGGUUACCAGUGCCAUAUUUACCCCGUCGGCCUAAGUGGCAAAUAGAUCAGGGUCUCUCUGGCCACAUUAUAAUUCCAAUCAUUUAUCUUUGUGGCCUCCAGUGUCUAUCUUCUCACUUACAUGCCAAAGAGCAAACCAUGCGGAAGAGGGCCAGACUGAGUUCUGCUGGAGCUCAAGCUCACAUGUUCUGGCCUUGCUUUGCUUUAUGGCUUUUACGAGGGAGGGCAGUGCUGAGACAAGCUAACAAUGUGGCAGCAGGGACUCGAUGCGCAAGGCCAGUGUUGAUGUGUUUACACUUAUAAAUGGGUCUCAAGGGUUGGUCACCCAACAAUCUCCAGACACUCACUGCCUCCUGCACCCUUUGAUCCUCUUGCACUGCAAUCAUAUUUUUUAUUUAGUUAAAAGCAGAUAUGCUGUUUUAAUGGCAGCUGCGUAAUCGACUAUCUCCAACUGGAUUCUCAGUUUAUGAGGGUCGAUCAUCUAUUGAUGCUGGCUUUGUUUUCCUCUGCAGAAUUGGAGCGGUUAUGGCCAGCUUAAAGACGACAAAACAAAGUACAAGAGCUUGAUAAUGUGUUUUAAGAGCCAUGUAUAUAUAUAAUGACAUGUAAAAAAAAAAAUACUUGUAGCAUAUGUACAUUUUGCAGGCCAAUUUUAAGACCUGCUUGACAAAGUAUUUUUAGUAAUAACACUGAAUGUAUAAGACAUGCUAAGGACAUGUCUUGGAUUCAAAUGCUGAAGAAUAUUUUUGUUAAAAAAAUCUGCGUAUAGCAUUUGUCAGUACCCCUGCACUGUACUCUUGCCAGUGAUCUUGCACAUGUUUUUUAUUUUCGAUUAUGCUCAGUGUAGGGUGAAAUGAUGCUGUAUGUGCAAAUUUAAGAAAAAAACUCGCUUAAAAAACAAAAACUCAAUUGGAACUCCAGAAACUUGAACCUGUAAGAGUCAUCCAAAUAAGUUAUUGUAUAACUUGAUAUAUAUUUUUUUUAUGCUCAGACAUUCACUUACGUUGAAAAAAACCUCAGUCAGUUCCCAUUCCCCCCCCUAUUGUAUAGGACUUCUGUUGUUACUGAUUGACCAAACGUUCAUGUUUAGUAUUCUCAAAGCCAAUUCUCAGCUGUUCUUCCGCCAGCUGAAAAUUGAAAUGAUGGUAAUGUGUUUUUAGAACCUCUAAUUUUGUCAUUUUCCUUACCUUUACACAACUAUUUGGAUGAUUCACACAUGCAAGUCUCUAUAUUCUAAAUUUUAACCAUGUAACGAAUUGGCUAUUAAUUUGUCCCACUUGUUAAAUGUCACCGAUAUGGAAAAAAAUGUAUGCCCUGUUUUCAAUUGGUUUUAAUUAGGUGUUGUAUAAAUUAACACACACUGUUGAAUUGGUAACUACAAAAUACUGGAAAAAAAAAUAAAUUUCCCUCCCUUCCCCCCCAAACCUAUUUGUUGGUCUUAUUCUAUACAUAACUGCAUCCACUCACAAUAUUAUUAUCCUGGUCUGUUAGGCUUGAGGAAAUUGAAACUAAAACUACUACAUAAGGUGUCAUACUUACGGGGUUUUUGGCUCUUCAAAACGGAAAAUUCUGGCCACAAACGGUAAACACUAAUUCCUGAGGAAUUUACAGUGGGCUUAUUUUUAGAUGUACGAUAUUGGCUGUAACCACAUACCCUGGUGCAUGGGUGCUAUGGGAGAAUAUCUCAGACAAAAAUAUAACAAAUAAAAUUAAGAUCACAUCUUUUAAUAUAAACAAACUGGAAUGAAACCACUUCAAUGCAUGGAACGGUGCUAAGGAACGGGAUUCAGUGAAUUUUAGUUUUCAUAGCCAACUAAUGUACAUCCAGAGACUUGAAUGCUGCACGUCCUGAACAUACAAUAAAAA